This is a messenger RNA of Peronospora matthiolae, 189 nucleotides long. NCBI's taxonomy places the organism in Eukaryota, Oomycota, Peronosporomycetes, Peronosporales, Peronosporaceae. The record is from the annotation of a GenBank genome assembly.
AUGGUGGAAGAAGGCGACGAUGUGCUCGAACACAUCAACAAGCUCAAGACGUUGGCGGAACAGCUAGAAUCGGUGGGGGCUCCGGUCUGCGAGGACGAUCUGGUGAUCACACUUCUCGGCAGCCUGAGUGACUCGUAUCAAUUCUUGAUCACAGCUUUGGAGUCGCGCUCAGACACUCUUAGCUGGUAG